GACCGGUCAGCUGACGUUGUCAUAUUGUCUCUCACCGAGCCAAGCCUCGGCUAUAACACUCGCGUUUGUGCGUCUUAACCGGAGAUUGGAAAUUAAUAAUAUUGAAUCCUCAAAGUAGCCCACGUCCAGUUAGAGGCAGAAAGUGGAGAGAGAAAAAAGAAGAGCUUGGAGAAAGGUGUGGUUGGUUGACACAGACGGGAAGGAGAUUUACUGAGAAGGAGAUUGAAAAGAGAGCGAUAAAGAAGUGGGGAGAGUUUGGUGAGAGGGUUACAAGCAAGGUAUGAAUUCUUAUUUCGCAAACCCGUCGCUCUCGUGCCAUUUAUCCGGUGGUCAAGAUGUUUUGCCUAACGUCCCCCUGAACUCCACCACCUAUGACACAGUCAGACAUUUUUCGUCGUACGGUGCCGCUGUGACCCAGAAUCGGAUAUAUGCACCUUUCUACUCCCCUCAAGACAAUGUCGUCUUUGGCUCUGGCAGGGCACAGUACGAGUAUGGAUCAAACGUGUUUCUUCAGGACAAGGAUGUGCUGCCCAGCUGCAGACAAACUAACAUGGGACUCAAUACACAAAGCCACAUUGCUCAAGAGUACAGUUUGGAUCAAGGAAGAGCAGGAGCGCAGGAGCAGAAAAGCAACAUCCCGAUCUACCCGUGGAUGCAGCGCAUGAACUCACACGGCGCAGGAGUGGGCUACGGGACAGACAGGCGCAGAGGACGUCAGAUCUACUCUCGCUACCAAACACUCGAGCUGGAGAAGGAGUUUCACUUCAACCGCUACCUGACCAGGCGCAGACGCAUCGAAAUCGCCAAUGCGCUUUGUUUAACGGAGCGCCAGAUCAAAAUCUGGUUUCAGAACCGGCGCAUGAAAUGGAAGAAAGAGAGCAACCUGACCUCCACGGUGACUGGAAGUGAACAAACAGGAGCCUCUCCGGAGGAGGAAGCACGCAGUGGCGCAGCGGAAGAAGAGAAGGAUGAGGACAAGAAGAAAGAAUAGUAAAAAAAGAAGAAGCACCAUUAAAACCCAACAUAACUACCUAAAAAAAUCUACAUGGACUUGAGAGCGACUUCACUGCAUGAUGGCUACCCCGCAGCUCUCCCACUUAUACACCAUGUUGACCACAGGAGUGUUGAGCCUCAGAAAUCCAAAUUAUUUCAGCCACAGUUUGGCCCCCUGUGACAUGUGGAGCGCUCAUAUUUUUCACAUUAUUUUCCUGCAAUGUCACUUGUAUUGUGAAAAUAAUAAAGAAGUAUUAAUUUCUACGUUA
Molecule: messenger RNA, 1262 nt
Organism: Notolabrus celidotus (New Zealand spotty)
Lineage: Eukaryota; Metazoa; Chordata; Actinopteri; Labriformes; Labridae
Gene: hoxc6a
Product: homeobox C6a
Exons: 2
Coding region: 281-991 (236 amino acids)
Biological process (GO): anterior/posterior pattern specification; regulation of transcription by RNA polymerase II
Cellular component (GO): nucleus
Molecular function (GO): DNA-binding transcription factor activity, RNA polymerase II-specific; RNA polymerase II cis-regulatory region sequence-specific DNA binding
Source: RefSeq, a predicted model, not a curated record